GUUAAACCGGAGCCGCUCUCAGUCUUCUCUCUGAUAUCGCUGUGUAUUUUUUGUCACGUGCGGACGACUGUGGACCAGUUCACGCUCACGCGGCUAUAAUCUCACGGCGUUUGUUUCCUUAUAAAGCGAUAAUCAGAACGUUGAGCGCAGGAACGCGGUAUCAUGAGCAAGAAAAUCACUCAGGAAGAAUUUGACGAGGAGGUCAGGAGUUUGUUAGAGGAUUUGUGUUUGGAUGAACAAGAGGCGAUCGAGGACGUCGUCAGAGAAUAUGAAAUGAAGGAAGUAGAUUUGAGCAACAUCAAUACGCGAUUAUUCGUUGAAACCAGAUACAAACACUUACUUACGUGUUUGGAACAAUUAGACAAAGCUAUAAAUGAAAAUAACAACAAAUGUCUUCCCAAACUUUUGCAAGAUCUUCGAAUACAACUGGAUAACGAUAUUAAAUAUAAAGUUUAUGCGGGCAAAAAUAAAUGUUAUCAUAUCCUUUUGAAAAUUCUAAUAAUUUGGGAGGAUGAAUUUAAUUCCGAAGUGUUCAAUCUCGCUUUAGAAGCCAUUACUUCGUUAAUGACCGGUUAUCCGGAUUUGUUAGACGACGAGGGAAUUGCGUUCCAAAUAAGAUUCUUAGACACGAUGUUAUAUAUCGAAAAAAACAAGCCUUCCCGUACGAUAGUGCAGUGUUUGCAUUGGAUACGGGAAUGUUGCAUAAAGCACGAGCAAAACAGGCAAAAGAUUUUCCACGCUAACGUGUUCGACAGAUUAAAACAGAUAAUAACGUGUAACGACGCAAGCAGUCUUGAAAUUAAGGAAGCGUGUUCGGUGAUCAGAGCGUUGAUCCUGGACGAUGAUAUCAGACACGCAUACGGAAAAUCUCACGAGCACGCGGUUUUCAUGGCCCAGACUUGUCUCGAUAUCCUCGUAAACUUGUUAAAAAGAUAUAAGAAGAAGAGAAAUACAGGACUUGCAGGUAAUUUAAUGAUUACACUGGCCGCGUUGACCGUACGAAAUGAUUUCUGUGAGAAAGUAGCAGAUGCCGGCGGAUUGGAUUGCAUUGUGGUAGUGCUCCGUGAUCAUUCGCAGUCACAAAAAGUAUAUUGGCAAGCUUUGAAGCUGCUCAGAACUCUUGCUCGCAAUGACUGUGUGAAAAAUCGCAUCGUAAAUUGUGGAUGCGCGCCUUUAAUCGUAUCCGUCAUCACUAGACACAUGAAUUGUGAACAUAUUGUGACCGCGGCACUGGGUUGUAUCGCGACCUUGUGUCUACGAAGCUCUGGGAAUUCCGAUGCAUUUUACAAUUGUGAUGCACCGCCGGCAAUUGUAAACGCUAUGUAUGCUCAUCGUAAAAACGAAGACGUUUUGGUACAAGCUUGUUGGGCGAUUAGGAACAUGUCAGUGCGAAACAGAUCCGAAUCCGAGAUAUUCUUGACGUGCGACGUCGAGAAGAUCCUGCGAGACAUUAUGUCUUGCCCUAACGAGAAAUUACGAGAAAGCGCGAAAAGCGCACUGAGAGAUCUGGGUCUGCACGUAGAGCUAAAAGAGAGAUGGACGGGAAAAGGUAUUAGCCUCAGUAAUAAAUAAUUAUGUAUCACAAACGUUUGUUGCAUAUAAUGUUCAACACGAGAAUAUUAUUGACAAAAUAUAAUAUUUAACAUAUAAUUAUAUCACAAAUAGAUUUGAUAUACAAGUUAAUUGGAUUUUAUACAUAUGCUCGAUCUUGUAACAGUAUCUAUUAUUUGUGAUAUUGGAGUUUUUAACAAAACUAUUUAAUAAAAUAUGUUCGCUCAAGCUUAGCGGAGAGAUAAAGUAAAAACUCCGUGUUACUUUGCACAUAAAAUUUGUCUUACACUUUUUUUUUACACUUGUAAGCUUCUGUUAAAACUGUCUUUGUAAGCGAAACUACUAAAUAUACGUAACUUCGCUUAUCGCAACAAAUCGUCGAUUAUUAUAUAUGACAUUCAAAAACAUAUUGUAUACAAUGGGAGUUUAUACAAUAUUUUUUCUUAACAUUACACUGCCAGAAUGUAUUAUGCAACUAUUUUACGUAACUAGUUAGAACUAGUAAGAUGCUUGUAACAAAGACAAUCAACAGUAUUUGCAUCUGUUGAUUUAUAAAAAAAAAAAAAAAACAAUAAAUUACAUACCAUGUUAUUUGUGA
Pseudomyrmex gracilis is the source of this 2149-nucleotide messenger RNA. Its product is annotated as armadillo repeat-containing protein 6 homolog. The record is from RefSeq and is a predicted model, not a curated record. Lineage: Eukaryota; Metazoa; Arthropoda; Insecta; Hymenoptera; Formicidae. The coding region runs from base 163 to 1572 and encodes 469 amino acids. Gene Ontology annotation, molecular function: protein binding. The transcript has 5 exons. Gene Ontology annotation, biological process: hematopoietic progenitor cell differentiation.